This is a messenger RNA of Manihot esculenta (cassava), 1483 nucleotides long. RefSeq names its product NAC domain-containing protein 1. The record is from RefSeq and is a predicted model, not a curated record. The transcript is spliced from 3 exons. Lineage: Eukaryota; Viridiplantae; Streptophyta; Magnoliopsida; Malpighiales; Euphorbiaceae. Bases 440 to 1483 code for a protein of 347 amino acids. Gene Ontology annotation, biological process: regulation of DNA-templated transcription. Gene Ontology annotation, molecular function: DNA binding.
GGGUAUGUAUCCCAUCCCCAUUUCAAAAGCAUUCAUAUAUCAUAUUUGUGUGAUCGGUAACAAAAUACAAAAUUUUUUUUUCUCCAAGAAGAAGUAAUCUCCAGGGAUUGGGGCCUCGAAUGGGUCCUGGUUCCCACUAGUCUUAUUGCAACAAGAAUGCUAUUAACCAUCUUUAUAUCAGCUGGGCAGCUCGCGAAGACAGCAUACAGGCCAAAACCCGUUGCUUUCUAGUCAGUUUCUUUAAACAUAUACGUAAAUUUGGUUGUCACUUUCGUUCUAUUAUCUUAAAUGCUGUCCAUAUAUGCAUGAAAUGCCGCAUAAAAUCCCUGGACACUUCACUGAGAGAGUUUACAGCUGCAUUUUCGAUUGAUAGUAUCGCAAUUUGUUGAUUCCUCGGUCUCCUAAUCAUCGCCUGAAGAAGAGAGACAGAGAACUAUCAAUGGAAAGUGAAGCCUGUCAAAAUUUCAAUCUUCCUCCAGGAUUCAGGUUUCAUCCAUCCGAUGAAGAGCUCAUCGUACAUUACUUGAAAAACAAAGUAGCUUCACGUCCACUGCCUGCAUCCAUUAUUGCAGAAAUCAAUCUGUAUCAACACAAUCCAUGGGAGCUACCAAAGAAGGCCCUGUUUGGAGAAGACGAAUGGUAUUUCUUCAGUCCAAGAGACAGAAAGUAUCCUAAGGGAGCAAGGCCAAACAGGGCUGCUGGGUCAGGUUACUGGAAGGCCACUGGUACUGAUAGACCGAUUCUCAAUUCUUCUGGAUCAAAGAACAUUGGAGUGAAGAAAGCUCUAGUUUUUUACUUGGGUCGUCCUCCUAAAGGAACCAAGACAGACUGGAUCAUGAAUGAGUAUAGACUGCUAGAUGCCAUGGUUAAACCCUGCAGGUCAAAAGGGUCAAUGAGGUUAGAUGACUGGGUAUUAUGUCGAGUUCGACAAAAAGGCAAUGUAUCAAAGAACAUAAAUGAAGUUCAAGAUGACCAGAACAAAGAUGACAUUUGGUACUUACCAAAGAUGGAGGAAGCACGUGGUACAUACACCAACUAUAGCAAUGAACUGAUCACUGAUUGUUUUAACAAAGAUCGUAGAUUCUUAGCUUCAAUCCUUGCUGGGCAAACUUUACCUCCAAUUGACACCAUUUCAUGUCUUAGCAACCAACGAAGUGAUAAGGACAACAGUGUGGUUUAUGAAGAUGGUAGCGAUAUGUUGAAUUCUCCAAUAACAGUUUCUUCUUUUGACAAUUAUAGCUCACUGAAGAUGAAACCUAAUGAGGAAGCUAGGUGUGAAAAUCUCCAUCCAUCCAACAAUAAGCUAAACAAUGGCAAUAGAGAUGAGGAUCUUCUACCUAGAUACAUGGUACCCAGGAGUGAUUUGAGCUACUACCACCAAAACCAGUCACAAGAAAGGGUCUAUGCUCCUAACACAUAUGAUCCAAUCAAUGGCUUUCUUGAGCUUGAUGAAUUGGCCUUCUAUUGUAAAUAUUUACAGUAA